This is a messenger RNA of Naegleria gruberi, 2427 nucleotides long. RefSeq lists its product as uncharacterized. Bases 1 to 2427 code for a protein of 808 amino acids. The transcript has 2 exons. The record is from RefSeq and is a predicted model, not a curated record. Lineage: Eukaryota; Heterolobosea; Eutetramitea; Acrasida; Naegleriidae.
AUGGUUGGCAUCAAGUCACUAUUCAAAAAGAAGGAAGUCACCAAUGAAAAAGACAGAAGAAAAUCUGUUGCUUUCAUAGCUUCACCACGUUCCAAUACAACAACCACAACCUCUCCAGUCAUUCACAAUUCCUCCUCUGAAAUAUCAUCCUCCGAAAUACCAAGCAGCAGUAAAACGCCAAGAAGUAAUACAAUUGCUGGUUCUCACAGUCAACAACAUCAUGUUGCUGUUUCAACAGCAAAUUCCUCAUCAUUGAAUCACUCACAGGGAGAUGUUUCGAAUAAUACUUCAGCAGCAACAUCAUCAUCCAAUAAUUCCUCACCAAGUAGAAAUACCAAUAGAAGAAGACAUCAGAAACGUAGAAAGAGUAUCUUUGACUUUUUCAAGAGAAAGGACUCACAGAUGGAUGAAGAUUCUGAUUCGGAUGAUGGUGAUAUUAAUUCAUCAUUUGAAACAGCAACACAUCAACAGGGUUCUAAAUCACAUGCAAUUUUGAUGGGUGGAAAUUCGUUGGGAAAAUUGGAUUUGUCUGAAGUGAGUAAAUCACAACCAGGCAGUGUUGGUGUUGGUGGAGAAUCAACUGCUGCCGAAGCACAUCAUGAGAGAGGUAUAAGUGAGGAAAGAGUUGCUCUCAGAAGAAGAAGUGGAAGAAAAUCCUAUACCUUGGCAAUGGAUGUUCAAAAUAUGGCCCUGAAUGGUGAUGAAGAUGCUAAAUUAUUGUUAAAAUUCUAUAAGGAUGCCUACACAAGAGAAACACAAAUUCAGAAAAACAAAGAUUUUGGUAAAUUUGUGGCAGAUUUGAAAAAUCUUGAAAGAAAGAGAGGAAAUAGUUUAUUCUCUGGAGCACCAGAAGAUCCACAACUCCUUUCAAAAAUUGUUAAUGAUAACAGUCCAACCCCAACAGCCAAUAAUAUUUCAACAACACACGAAGAGGAAACUACUCAUAACAGUCAUACUGCAACAGAUGAAUCAACACACGAGGAUACUGAUUCAAUGACAUCUGAAUCUACAAAUAAUGCUUCAACAGUUCAUCAUCAUACUCAUUCGACAGAUAGUGCAUCUGUGACAGAUAGUACUCACUCCCCAGUGCCUGGUUUAAACGUUCCAGGAUUUUCCGAUUCACAAAUGUCCCUCUACCAAAAAUUGAAAGCUAAAUCUGAACAAGAAGAUAAGGAACGUGAAGAGGAACAUCAAAGAGAAAUUGAGGAAAGAUUGAGAAAGAAGAAGGAAUUGGAAGAAAAGAUGAAAAUGCUCAUGGAUGAAUCUGAUUCUGAUUUGGAUUCCACACGUUCUAAAAAAUCUGCCAGAGAUCAAUCCUCUCAGCAAUCUGACUCGUCACUAAUGUUACAACAACGUAAAUUGGAACAAGAAGCUGCAUUGAAGAGAGAACAAGAACAAGCUGAAUUGGAAAAGGCAGAAGAAUUAAGAAAACAAAAAGAAUUGGAAAGAAUUGAAGAAGAAAAUAGAUUGGAAAGGGAAAGAAUCGAAGAAGCCAAAAAGAAGGAAGUUGAAGAAAGGAUUCGUCUCCAACGUUUACAAGAAGAAGAAGAAGAUAGAAGAGCAAAACAGGAGCUCGAUGAUGAAAAGGAAAGACUAUCCCAACAAUUUGCCAAUCUCAUGUCCGAAAUGAAUGAAUCUGGAAAAUUAGGAGAGUGGAUCAAAUCUGUAGAAUCUAAAAUGUCACUUGUUUCCAUGCUCAAGACUGAAUUGAAGCAAGCUAAAGAUUUGAAUCAUAAUCAAUCCUCAAAGAGAACAGAAUUCAACUCGAGCCUGAACUUUCUCAUUGAAAAACAAAAAGAUCCAGAGAAAUUCUUACAACCUUACGAAAUUGAACUCAUGAAGGAACGUAUAAAGAAUAUUUAUCCAAUCUACCUGCCAAAGUCAGAGGUAGAGAAGAUGGAUGAACAAAUCAAACAAAUUGAAGUCACAGAAAAGAAGAAACGUGAAGAGGCUCAAUUACGUUUAGAACAAGAAGCAGCUGAAAAGCUCAGAAAGGAAAAGGAAAGACAACAAAUGAUCAUUCUUCAAAGACUGAUUAAGGAUGGUAAUGUUAGAGUUAUUUGUGAGGAAUUGAAAAAGAAUAACCCAAUGCUCAAAUCUGUAAAUUUACAAAACAAGAAUAUUUCAAACGAUGAUGUUGAAGAGUUAUCGAAUGCAAUUCUCGAAAAUACUUGCCUUCAAGAGUUAGAUUUGAGUUUUAAUGCACGUAUUGACGACGAAUCUGUGGACUCUAUUGUAAAGAUUGUAAAACAAAAUCACACACUAAGAAAAUUAUAUUUGGAAGAUACAUUCAUUCAAACCAACCAGCCAAUCAUAGAUGCUGUAGCUGGAAAUUUCAAAAUGGUAGAUAUGGUUCUGUCAGAAUUUGCUACUGAUGAUCAAUUAGAUCAGCUCGACAUGUAUCUCGAUAGAAAUGAAGGAUUGUAA